GGGGUGGGGGGCGCACGUACCCCUCGGCCCCGGCGAAUCAGAAGCCCCGCCUUGCGCAGGCGUUGGAUUUUAUCGCGUCGGACCUCAAGCUCCCUUCGAGAGAAGCCUCACCAUGUGCGAGACAACCCGCUCACAACCAUGGCCACCAACUCCAUCAAGCUGCUCACGGGCAACAGCCACCCUAAGCUGGCCAAGCUGGUCGCUGACCGGUAUGAGACUUGCGGCUCGUGAAGCUCUCCAGGGCUCCCCGCUCACUUCUUCUCUCCCCGCAGGCUAGGCAUCGAGUUGACCAAGAUCCUCGUCCUGCAAUACUCGAACCAGGAGACCUCCGUCACCAUCGGCGAGUCUGUCCGCGACGAAGAUGGUACUCCCGCAUUGUGCUCGCCGCUCUUUGCUACGCACCACUGACCACGCCCUUGCUCAGUCUUCAUCCUCCAGUCGACCGCGCCCGGCGACAUCAACGAUGGCCUGAUGGAGCUGCUCAUCAUGAUCAACGCCUGCAAGACCGCGUCGGCGCGUCGCAUCACUGCCGUCAUCCCCAACUUCCCCUACGCGCGCCAGGACAAGAAAGACAAGUCGCGGGCUCCGAUCACCGCCAAGCUCAUGGCCAACAUGCUGCAGACGGCCGGCUGCAACCACGUCAUCACCAUGGAUCUGCACGCCUCGCAGAUCCAAGGCUUUUUCAACGUCCCCGUUGACAACCUCUAUGCCGAGCCCAGCACCCUGCGCUGGAUCCGCGAGCAUCUGCCCGUCAAGGAGUGCGUCAUUGUCAGUCCCGAUGCCGGCGGUGCUAAGAGGGCGACGUCCAUUGCGGAUGGCUUGGACUUGGGCUUCGCCCUUAUCCACAAGGAGCGCGCGCGGCCCAACGAGGUCUCGAAGAUGGUGCUGGUCGGAGACGUCAGCGACCGCAUUGCCAUCAUCGUCGAUGACAUGGCCGACACCUGCGGCACGCUGGCCAAGGCGGCUGACGUCGUCAUCCAGCACGGCGCCAAGUCGGCCAUUGCGAUUGUCACCCACGGCAUUCUGAGCGGAAACGCCAUCAAUGCCCUGAACAACAGCAAGCUGGAGAGGAUUGUCGUCACCAACACGGUGCCCCACGACGACAAGAAGGAGCUUUGCCCCAGGAUUGAGACGAUCGACAUCAGCCCCACGCUCGCGGAGGCCUGCCGCCGCACGCACAACGGCGAGAGUGUGUCGUUCCUCUUCAAGCACGCUCCGGUCGAUUAAAAAAAAUAGAGACGGCAUGUUUACGAAUACCAUAAUGGCGUACGGCGUGAUGUCAGAGCGGACACCUCUAUAAACAGGCUCUCCGGUGUAUAGCUUGAGCGUUUCAUGCGAGAAAGAGGCUGGCUGGUCGGAACGGGAUAUCCCUCAAGGCCGUUUUCUUAGGGCAUACGUACUAAACAAAUCAAGAAACUCAUGCUCAGGCAGGUUGAAUUAUCAUACAUUACAGAUUGGUC
Messenger RNA from Aplosporella prunicola CBS 121167, 1460 nucleotides. RefSeq lists its product as uncharacterized. Gene Ontology annotation, biological process: purine nucleotide biosynthetic process; ribonucleoside monophosphate biosynthetic process; 5-phosphoribose 1-diphosphate biosynthetic process. Gene Ontology annotation, molecular function: magnesium ion binding; ribose phosphate diphosphokinase activity. The record is from RefSeq and is a predicted model, not a curated record. Lineage: Eukaryota; Fungi; Ascomycota; Dothideomycetes; Botryosphaeriales; Aplosporellaceae. Gene Ontology annotation, cellular component: ribose phosphate diphosphokinase complex; cytoplasm. The transcript is spliced from 2 exons. The coding region runs from base 472 to 1227 and encodes 251 amino acids.